Molecule: messenger RNA, 1059 nt
Organism: Spizellomyces punctatus DAOM BR117
Lineage: Eukaryota; Fungi; Chytridiomycota; Chytridiomycetes; Spizellomycetales; Spizellomycetaceae
Exons: 3
Coding region: 63-563 (166 amino acids)
Source: RefSeq, a predicted model, not a curated record
UGCAGACGCGUACAUAAAGGCCUACGGUCUCUUGCUUCUGCAUUUCUCACCAAAUUGCAGUCAUGUCCGACAAAAAGCUCAAUUACAACGCAAGACAAGGUCUAUCCUUCCAAGCAGAGACACCAAAUUUUCUACGACAACUUCAAGCUGCAACCAGCGGGACACAACGAUCUAGACGAGAUAUACCCGAUUUUAGUGCUGAUAAUGACGAAGAUAGCGGACCUGAUGCGCCUGAGAAGGACGAUGAGAAACCACAGGUAGUGGUGGAGAAGGGGAUAACGGACUUUGAGGUGAAGCGGUAUCUUGGAAAAGAUACGCCAGACGAAGAAUCUCGUAAACGGGCGGCUGAUGGGGAAGAGGAUCAGAGUGAACCAAGUGAAGAAGAGGCAGAAGACACUGGAACCGAUGGGAAAGUAAAGUUCAGAAAACCAAAGAAGAAGAGUUCAACGUCAGCAUCGGCAGAGAAACGCCGAAAAGUUGAUGAGAAAAAGAAGGCAGCAUUAGCAAACACCAAAAAGAUCAAGAAUAAAAAGCUUUUAUCAUUCGACGACGAAGAGGGAUGAGACGUCGCUCGCGCUAAAUAGAACAACUGAAUAGCGCACUGGUUCUUGUUAUCGGAAAUUUGCUCGUAUAUUUGCAGCAUCCUUUUGUGCUCUGAUCCUUUCCACCUCUUCCACUCCACCAGUCUUCUUCAAGGCUCCUGUACGCACCAUCUGCACCAACUCGUCCUCAAAGUCGUUUCCCUCUGCCUUCUCUGCGUUCUUUUCCCAUAACUUUAUCUUUUGUAGAUUCUCCAAGGCCUGUAGGCGUCGCUCACUAUCAUCGUCACUAGCUGCAAGUCGUAUUUGCUCGAGCACUUGCGAGAGGCCUACUUCUUGAACUUCAUCUGCGCUCAUAACAUCAAGCGGAACAUUGUAUGGAUCGGGCGCCGACGGUCCGGUAGAAUCUGAGAGCUCUAAAAACCGCGCCACCGUUUGCAGCAUAUCGAGUAGAUCCGAAUGGCUCUCUUCCAUAUUCAUAGCGAGUCCUUCCUGUGCUUUCAAAAACGCUUGUUCCCGU